Messenger RNA from Xyrauchen texanus (razorback sucker), 5286 nucleotides. It is a transcript of the gene asic1c, whose product is annotated as acid-sensing (proton-gated) ion channel 1c. The transcript is spliced from 12 exons. Lineage: Eukaryota; Metazoa; Chordata; Actinopteri; Cypriniformes; Catostomidae. Gene Ontology annotation, cellular component: membrane. Gene Ontology annotation, biological process: sodium ion transmembrane transport. The record is from RefSeq and is a predicted model, not a curated record. The coding region runs from base 260 to 1921 and encodes 553 amino acids.
UUGGAUCCAGAGCUUGGUAACGUACAAAUCCUUUGUCCUCUAUUCACUUGCUUUUUGUUUUCCUGUUUACGUGGGCUGGCAACAAUACAGACAAGUGAAAUAUGAAUUCAAUCUUUGUGAAGGAAUUUGUGUUGCUUCUUUAGUUGCUUGAAUGAUCAUCAUCAACUACAGAAGCAUGUCUCUCCAUGAUUGAGCAUAUAUUGAAGCAUGAUUCAUUGUUAAACUUUGCAGCCAAUGUUCAAAGUCAUAUAGCAACAUUAUGGAGCAGUCAACAUCUAAUCAGGAGUCAAUUAGCAAGAUAAGAAGCCACCAGAGAAGACUCAAAAUGACUUUAGGGGACAUUACAGCGACAUUUGUGCUUAGAACCAAAGUCCACGGGCUAAAAUAUGCGUUCUCGACGCACAAAUCCAAAGUCCAGCGGUUGUUUUGGCUGCUGGCACUCUUUGUUUGCUUGGGGCUUUUGUUCACGUGGUCGCGGAAUCGAAUCCUCUAUCUUCUCUCCUACCCUGCCGUGACCAAGAUCUACAUGGUUUGGACUCGUAACGUCACGUUUCCAGCUGUAACGUUCUGCAACCAGAACCUCUUCCGAGUGUCCAGCCUCACCAAAGCUGACCUCUACUAUAGUGGAUACUGGAUGGACAUUAUGCACUUAAAUCAUACGGUAAACCGACAGAGCGUGUCAAUGCUUAAACACAGUCGACACGGAGAAAGACUGCUGCAUCUUCUGGACUUCUCCAACUACACCCCGCCUCCUAACCACAGGCUCAACACGACUGAGGUGAUUGACAGGCUGGGCCACCAAUUAGAAGACAUGCUCCUGGAAUGCAGGUUUCGGGGUGAAAACUGCACUUACAAGAAUUUCACGCCUAUUUACACAAGAUAUGGGAAAUGUUACACCUUCAACUCUGGUCAAGAUGGAAACCCUUUGCUGACGACUUUAAAAGGUGGAACUGGAAAUGGGCUGGAAAUCAUGUUGGAUAUUCAACAGGAUGAGUACUUGCCCGUUUGGGGUGACACAGAUGAAACGUCAUAUGAAGCGGGCAUCAAAGUUCAGAUCCACAGCCAGGAUGAGCCGCCAUUCAUAGAUCAGCUGGGAUUUGGUGUGGCCCCUGGUUUUCAAACUUUUGUGUCUUGUCAGCAACAACUGCUUCAAUAUCUUCCUCCGCCGUGGGGUGACUGCAAAUCCACCCCAAUGGACUCUGAAUUCUUCUCCACGUACAGCAUCACAGCCUGUCGCAUUGACUGUGAGACCCGCUACUUGUUGGAGAACUGUAAUUGCAGAAUGGUGCAUAUGCCAGGCACCUCUACUGUCUGCACACCAGAGCAGUAUAAAGACUGUGCCGAUCCCGCUUUAGAUUUUCUAGUGGAGAAGGACAAUGAUUACUGUGUGUGUGAGACUCCUUGCAACAUGACUCGCUAUGGUAAAGAGCUGUCCAUGGUGAAAAUACCCAGCAAGGCCUCUGCUAAGUAUCUCGCCAAGAAGUUCAAUAAGACAGAACAGUAUAUUGGGGACAACAUACUGGUGCUGGAUAUCUUUUUCGAGGCUCUGAACUAUGAGAAAAUUGAACAAAAGAAAGCAUAUGAAGUUGCUGGAUUACUUGGUGAUAUUGGUGGGCAGAUGGGUCUGUUUAUUGGAGCCAGUGUCUUGACAAUAUUGGAGAUAUUUGAUUACUUGUAUGAGGUUUUUAAGGACAAAGUACUGGGUUAUUUUCUACGCAAGAGACGGCCACAUCGGAGCACUAGUGACAAUCUGGAUUUCCCAGAGAAUUCCACCAGCCCUGGUGUCACGCCUAACCAUGUCCCCAGCUUUCAAGAUGGAGAUGAUGUUUUGCAGAAGUUCAGAGCACAUGUGACACACUCCGGAGUCACUCGGACAGUCUCGGAUUCGCGCCGAAUGUGCUACCUAGUCACCCGACUAUAGGCAACUUUGAGGAGUUCGCUUGUUGAUGACAUCAUUGGCUGGACCCCGUUGGGACAGUUUAGGGUACAAUGGAAACUGUGAAAUAGCCAAUAGACUCCAAAAGAAGUGUAAGUCCAAGAAGAUGUAUGUUAAAUAGAUUCAAUAAAUAAUCGAUCAACUCCUGAAUAGAAGUAUGUUAUCAUGAAGUACAAAUAGGCAACACUUCCAAAACAAAACUCAGGUUUUAUGAACAUAGCUCAACAUCACAGCCACUGUUUUUUGCCAUUGUGAAAAUCCUGGUAGAUUUUAUGCCAUUUCUUUCAAACGUGCCAAUACUGUGACAAUAAUUCAUCCAUGAGAGUAUUUUGUGCUUUGAAUACUGUAUGAACAAUGUGGGCCUAAAUUGAUCAAGCCGCCUUAAACAGAUCUAAGAUUGCACAAAAGUUGUUAAAGAUACAGUUGGUUUGGCCAAGAUUGAAAUCUCCUUUGGCACUUGUUUUUGUACAAUAAUCGUGUGCUUUAACUACAAACUUGCUGCGGUUUGAUGGAAUUCAGCCCUGUGAUAGUACUCAAAAAUGUGUAAUCAUUCAGAAUGUAUGUCUUUAUUCAUAUUGUAUGUAUAUAAGUGCAAUAAUAUGCAUAAUGUGUUAAUGAAUACUGUAUAUUACCUUCGAGUCUUAAUUAUUAGCUGUCAGGAAAACAGACGGACACUUUCAACACAACCUGAGUGACCAGCAAUAUGCUUUGCUCAGCGUUUGAUUAUGGCAAGCUAAUAUUAUGCUAUUUACGUACUUGUUUCAACCUCAGUGGACAGUGACAAGACAGGACGUUGAAGAAUGUUUCGAUUUAUGAAUCGUGUGUUUUAUAAGUGCAAGGUUCACGUGAGAGCUUCACUGUCUGUAUGAAUUCAGAUCCAAAGCGAAUGCAUUGAAUACAAAGAAUGAGUCGGUUAAUCAAAUGGUUGUAACUAUAUGGUUUCAUGAGAGCUAAUGUUUAUACUUUAUUUUAAGUGGCAAAGACUGUAAGCAAUGUGUUGAUGUGGACAUUCUAUCGACAUAAUCACAGAAGAGCUCUUGAAAAGUUAUAUACUCAUAUCUUAUAUUUGCAUAGCAUGAGCAUUUCAGCAUUCUGCCUGUAAGUUAAAGGAAUAUUCCGGGUUCAAUACAAGUUAAGCUCAAUCGACAGCAUUUGUGACAUAAUGUUGAUUACCACAAAAAUGUAUUUAGACUCGUCCCUCCUUUUCUUAAAAAAAGCAAAAAUUGAGGUUACUGUGGAGCACUGCCAAUGGAAUGAAUGGGGGCCUAUUUUGGGGUGUUUUACAGGAGACCUAUUAUGCUCCUUUUUACAAGAUGUAAUAUAAGUCUCAGGUGUCCCCAGAAUGUUUCUGUGAAGUUUCAGCUCAAAAUACCCCACAGAUCAUUUAUUAUACCUUGUUGUAAAUGCCUCUUUUUGGGUGGAAUCAAAAACACUCAGGUUUUCGUGUGUGUCUCUUUAAAUGCAAAUGAGCUGCUGCUCCCCACCCCUUUUCCGGAUGAGGGCUGUGCUUACAGCUUGUGCUUCAGAUAUUACAGCAACAACAAUUCAGAACCUAUAUGACUGACAGCAUUCAGACAUAUAUGUAUGAAUAUAUAUAUAUGUAUAUCUGGUCUCUGUGAAUACAAUCAGAGACAAUGGUAACUUUAGCUGCAUUAGCUGUGGAAUCAGCUAUCAUGAAAGGCAAUUUGCAAACAUUCACAUAAUAUAAAGUGCGAUUCUUACAUCUUCAGGAUAUAAAGCUGGAACACGAACAGUUGUACUGAUCCAUGCUUGAGAAUCACAUUUUUGAUUCAGCUUUAUAUUGACACUCAUUCACAAAGCAGUCUGUUUUAAAAUUAUUUGCACAAACAUACACACAUUUUUGAAUGUUUUGGGGCCCAUUUCCUUCAAAAACAAAACUUGUUUACUGCGUCUUCAGUGGCUCUGAUGCAGGGAGUACAUGAAGACUCUCAUGUUCACUUUUAAAGCCAACAACAAAACACUUAUGAUGCUUACGAUGCUGAGACAUCAUUAUUCUCACUAUAUCUGCUCCAGCACGGAAAGAAAUGUCAGACUGUGUGUGGAUCACUCGGGGGUGCAUCUAUGAUAAUAGGGUGGAGUCCGUCACCAGUCGUGGGCGAGGCCUGCUCAAACGUGACGUCACUUUAGAGCAGAAACGAAAACCGUUCAUUUUGAGACACUGUUUUUGAUGAAUAGAAAUAUAAGAAAGAGGAGUGGGUGCACUUUUAACAUUGUAGGGUGGUUGUUUACACUCUUUUAUAUCAUCAAUUUUACAGUCGUUUUAGGAUUAAGUUGUAAAAUUUGGCUAUAACUUAACACAGAAAAGGCUAGUAAGUGAUUUUAUCACUGUAAAAUCAUGUUAACACACUUAUCGUUUAAGUCUUGUGGCUAUAUUUUUGAAACAGUGAGUAUUUUAACACAGAAAAAUUGGCCCCCAUUCACAUCCAUUGUGUUUUGCUUUUUUUUUUUGUGGUAAUCAACAUUAUGCCACAAAUGCUGUCGAUUGAGCUUAACUUGUAUUGAACCCGGAAUACACACACUCACAAACACAGACUCACAAACAAACACACACACACUCAUAAACACUCACAAACACAGACUCACACACACUCACAAACAAACACACUCACAAACACACACACACUCAUAAACACACACACUCACAAACACACACACACACUCAUAAACACUCACACACACACACACACACGCUCUCGCUCUCACUCUCACUCACACACACACACACACACACACACACACAGUAUAUAAAAUAUACAUGUGUAAACAUACAGUGGUCCCAAAGAGUAUUUGGACACUUAAGUCACGUUUAAAAAAUGAAUGAAUAACAAAAUAUCAAAGCAAGCUGCAUUUAUUUUAUAUAAAGACAUUAUAAGCGCACUUUUCAAAUGUUAUUGGAGCAUGUCUGUUGUUAAUCUGAUGAACUACACCUGUGGUUACUCUGCUGGGACACCUCAUAUAUUCACUAAAACCAUCUGAGCACCAGUUGGUUAAAAGUAACUGCAAAAGUUAUAUUUGUUUGCAGAUGCCACUUGGUUUGAUAUUUGAUAUAUCUGAUGCAGUGACAUUCAUCCAUUUUUAUGUGUUGCUGAAGUGUCCGAAUACAUUUUGUGGCCACUGUAGCUCUGCAUCACUUCGAUGCAUAAUUGCAUUAUAGGCUAGUAUCACAAAGAAUUCAUCCAUCUUCCAUCAGCUGUUUUAUCUGUUCUUGACUACACUGUAUUAUUGCAUUGAUUUAUAUCAACUACAAUAGGAUUUCUAGUACAGGUGUCACAAUUUUAAACUAUGUAAAUCAUCAGUAUAAUAAACAAUAUAUUUAAUCAUCUCUUUAC